CAACUCCGCUCGUCUUCCUCCCUCCCUCCCUCCCAUUCCCCACGAGCUCCUCCGCCGUCGUCGAAGCACCGAACCCUCCCUCCCCUCCGCCCACGCGGUUGCAAUCCGCCGCGCCCCUGCCCUGCCUAGCCCCGGUAGCGCCCCGGCGCCGAACGAAUCGGCCUCACUCCCCCCGCCAGUCGACCGAAUCCGCGGGGGUGGGGGGCGCUUAGCCGCCGUCGAUGGCGUCCGCUUGGCUAUAGCUUCGGCCUCGAGGAAUCGAGCUGAUAGGUGGAUCUUGUUCGGUAUCCCUGCUUGGCUUGCUUCGGUGCUGCUGCUUGGAAUGGUGCUUCAUUGGUGGUUGCUCUAGGUUGUUGGUGCUGCUUAGGAAUUGGGGGAUGUAUGGAAUUGCUGAUCCGGAUAGUUGCGCUUAAUGGAUUACUUGGUUCGAUUUUGUAUUUAGGUAGUUCCAGCUACUAAAGGUCUUCUGGAGUGACUGGAUACCAUCGCCCCUAAUUCUCCUUUUUAGAGGAGUAACAAUACUCGAUUCCAAACCAAGGAUUGUAGUGUCUACUUUGUUUGGAAGUUUAUUAUCGCCGAAAAAUCAACCAGAGGAUUAGCAGGGGUUUGGAUCUAUCACCGUGGAAUGAUAAAAAAUGGCACCCAAAGCAACACUGCAAAGUUCUGCCGAGUCUGCUAUACGGUCCAUUGGUCUUGGCUACGACAUUGCUCACGACAUACGUCUCAAGUAUUGCAAGCAGCGUAAUUUACCUGACCCGUUGCUCAUUGAGCUUGACCAUGACGAGGUUCAGGAUAUCGUGCUCCCUGGUGGCCUGACAGUUGCUGGUGUGAGCAAGUCAAUCAAGUGUGACAAAGGGGAGCGGAUGCGGUUCCGUUCCGAUGUCCUAUCAUUUCAGCAGAUGUCGGAGCAAUUCAACCAGGAAUUAUCUUUGUCUGGGAAAAUUCCAUCUGGCUUAUUCAAUACUAUGUUUGAAUUUGCUGGCUGCUGGCAGAAAGAUGCUGCUCAUACCAAGUCACUUGCCUUUGACGGUUGGUGUAUCACACUGUACACUAUUGCACUCUCAAAGGCACAGAUUGUACUCCGGGAUCAUGUUAAGCAAGCUGUUCCAUCAACUUGGGAACCUGCUGCAUUAGCAAGGUUUAUUAGAAAGUUUGGGACUCAUGUAGUUGUUGGUGUAAAAAUGGGAGGAAAGGACGUGAUUUAUUUAAAACAACAGCAUUCAUCAACUUUGCAAGCUGUUGAUGUUCAAAAACGGUUGAAGGAGAUGUCCGACAGAAGGUUUCUUGAUGCAAAUGGGCAAUCUGACUUCAGUUUCAAUGAUUCCAAGGAUAAGAUUGACAUGAGAGAGCACCGGCUGAGAUUUGUGGACUCCAGUCCAUUGAAUUCUUACUCUUCAAAGGAGGAUUUGGUAACGAUGCCUAAGCGGAGAGGUGGCAGGGAUAAAGAUAUCCUUUCUCAUAGUGACUGGUUGAAUACUGUUCAGGCCGAACCUGAUGUUAUCUCAAUGUCCUUCGUACCUAUUACUUCACUGUUGAAUGGAGUUCCUGGCUGUGGAUUUUUAAACCAUGCCAUUAAUCUGUACCUUCGAUAUAAGCCUCAAAUUGAGGAGUUGCACCAGUUUUUGGAGUUCCAGCUGCCAAGGCAGUGGGCUCCCGUUUACAGUGACCUUCCUCUGGGUCCUCAGAGAAAAAGACAAAGCACUGCAUCUCUGCCAGUAAAUUUAAUUGGUCCAAAGCUUUAUGUUUGUACCAACAUGGUUGAUGUGGGCAAAAGACCUGUUACUGGAAUUCGGUUGUUUCUUGAAGGAAAAAAGAGCAACAAACUAGCUAUCCAUCUCCAACAUCUCUGCUCUCUUCCUCAGAUUCUUCAACUUGAAGAUGACCCUUACAAUGACCAAAAUCCAGCAUAUGACCGCAAAUACUACGAACCAAUUGGUUCAUGGAAACGUUUCUCCCAUGUCUGCACUGCACCAGUUGAGUCAGAUGAUUCCUCCAUUGUCACUGGGGCACAAUUAGAAGUGAUCAACCAUGGCUUCAAGAAAAUACUGUUCCUUCGCCUGCAUUUCUCCAAGGUCUGCAAUGCCACUUCUGUCAGGAACCCUGAGUGGGAAGGAUCUCCAAACCUGGGUCAGAAAUCAGGCCUCAUCUCAACACUCAUUAGCACACAUUUCUCCACAGCUGCUCAAAGGCCCGCACCGCGCCCUGCUGAUGUGAACAUCAACUCGGCAGUGUACCCUGGGGGUCCCCCUGUUCCAGUGCAGACCCCAAAACUGCUCAAGUUUGUGGAUACAGCGGAGGUGAUGCGUGGACCGCAGGAUCUGCCAGGUUAUUGGGUGGUCUCAGGUGCAAAGCUGCAACUUGAGAGGGGCAAGAUAUCGUUGAGGGUGAGAUACUCACUGUUGACAGCAAUGCUGCCUGACGAUGAUGAGUUUGCAUUCGAUGAAGAGUUUUAGAACCGGCAACCAAGCGAAGGGAAGAAAAAUAGCUCAUUUGUUUUAUGUGCAGCUAACCUCAUGAACUCAAAAGAUCGAUCUAGGGUUUUCAUAGCAUUUGUAUGUGAACUAGUUGGAAAUCUAUGUUGUUACACUGGCGGGUUUUAAAUAUUGAGGCAGAGAAUAUUGGUCUCUGGCUUUGAUGAAGCGAGAUAGUUUCUUGUACUUGCACCAAUGUUCCAUUCCUUCACAGCAUGUAUGUAUUCCAGAUUAA
Oryza brachyantha (malo sina) is the source of this 2706-nucleotide messenger RNA. Its product is annotated as MACPF domain-containing protein At4g24290-like. Gene Ontology annotation, biological process: regulation of salicylic acid mediated signaling pathway; plant-type hypersensitive response. NCBI's taxonomy places the organism in Eukaryota, Viridiplantae, Streptophyta, Magnoliopsida, Poales, Poaceae. Gene Ontology annotation, cellular component: plasma membrane. The transcript has 8 exons. The coding region runs from base 636 to 2453 and encodes 605 amino acids. The record is from RefSeq and is a predicted model, not a curated record.